AUGAGAUGGGCUGGCUUGUUCUCCAUCCGUGCCCCGUCUUUCACCCCGGCAGCAGCAUGCACCCUAAUGAGACACCCAUCCACACCCCUGGUCCCCAUCGUCUCGUUUCGCUCGCUAUGGAUCAGCUCUGCCGCACCCCGUGCCGUCGCCAAAGUAAAAGAAAAGGAACGGAAGGGUAAAAGAGUACGUACUUUCCGAGGGUUAGGUGAGUUUGCGAGAGUGAUGGAACCUAUUCUCGCAGCCUCCCAACUUCCCUCUCACCUUCUUUUCCAAUUCCCCAACUUCGCCCUGAGCUACAACGGGGGCGCUUCGAUCCAUCGCUGUCGGGUCUCGCAUCCCUUCUUUACUCACAAAACAUCAUCAUUGUCUUGUCUUGAGCGCUUUCUGCGCCCUUGCCCCAUCACCCUCAUCAUCAUCCUCUUCUUGUUUGGCUUUUCUGUAGCUUUUUGCCGUGUCGCCGCUCCAGACUUUCUCGCCCAGCCUCCCGUUGACCGGUUGCACGUCGAACCUCAAUCCGUUCGAUUCGUCGCAACAACUGAGCCCGCGCCCUUGGAAGCCGCGAGCUGUUCCUCAACCACCACAGACAAGACCAAAGACUGUAUGGCCUCGCGCUUUUAG
Messenger RNA from Colletotrichum costaricense, 618 nucleotides. RefSeq lists its product as uncharacterized. The transcript has a single exon. The record is from RefSeq and is a predicted model, not a curated record. NCBI's taxonomy places the organism in Eukaryota, Fungi, Ascomycota, Sordariomycetes, Glomerellales, Glomerellaceae. The coding region runs from base 1 to 618 and encodes 205 amino acids.